Penaeus monodon (black tiger shrimp) is the source of this 3248-nucleotide messenger RNA. RefSeq names its product protein phosphatase 1 regulatory subunit 21-like. Bases 96 to 2360 code for a protein of 754 amino acids. NCBI's taxonomy places the organism in Eukaryota, Metazoa, Arthropoda, Malacostraca, Decapoda, Penaeidae. The record is from RefSeq and is a predicted model, not a curated record. Gene Ontology annotation, cellular component: membrane; early endosome. The transcript is spliced from 18 exons.
GGAGGUGGAGACGGAGUGUUGUUGUGUAGCCAGUGUCAGAUCCCACGUCUCGGUUAUUUCAUGUGCAAGUUCCACAGCUACACACGUUGACAGCCAUGGAGUCACCUGAUAUUCAAGCGAAGUAUCAAAAGCUUGCUGCUGAGUACUCCAAGCUGCGUGCCCAAAACCAGGUCCUGAAAAAAGGUGUUGUAGAUGAACAAGGAAAGACACAACAGUUAUCAGAGUUAUUAAAGUCCCGUGAUCAACAGCUACGAAAAGCAGAACAAGAAAAUGACUCCUUGACCUUUAGGAAUCAGCAGCUUACAAAGAGGCUAAUGCUUCUUCAAGAAGAUCUGGAUGAAAUACAGUCAAAAACCAAAAGAGGGAAAGGAAAAUCUGACAGUUUAUCUGAAAGCACUCCAAGUGACCAAGAUGUUUUUACUGAAGAAUUACAGCUGAAGAUACAGGAAAAUGCAAGAUUGCAGUCAGAGCUAGCAGACAUUGAGGCUCAUUAUCGUAAAAGAGUGGCUGACCUGGAAUCACAGCUGGAAGCUUCAGAAAGGGAAAUACAAAAGAACAAAGAUAUGCUUCAGCAUCGAGAGAAGUCUGCAAAUGAAGUUGUUGACCAGUUGGAAAGUGAACGUGUGCGACAGGAGGUUGUAGCACAGCAAAAGGAAUCUGAACUGAGAUCACUGAAAGAGCAGGUUGUAGUUCUCCAGGAGAAACUGAAAAAUGCGGCUGUUGCUAACACCUCAACCAUACAUGAUGUUCCAUCAGGCAAAGAAGAAAAAACAACUCACCCACUUCCUAACAAAAAGUUAUCGGCUAUUAAUCUCAGUAUCCCAGUUCAAAAUGGGAGGGAUAAAGCUACAGGUGCCAGUGCUAGAAGUCUUGUAGAUUCAUUUGACAGCAUGAUCCAAGAAUUUUGUACUUCAUUUGCCAAAUUUUUAUGCACCUACAGUACUAGAGUGAAAUUGUAUGAACAGCUCUCAGAAGUGAAACAAAAGUUGAUGGAUGCCUUGAAUUCUGCAGCAGCACCUUGGCAUUCUUUAGCAGCAGCUUAUCGCCAACUGGCAGAAAAUGCCUCUGGGGAAGGGUUUGUUGCUUUAGAAACCCUUUCUGGGCUCUCACAAGUCAGUCGUCAUGUGACAUCCUGUGGAGCCAUAUUGCGGAAGGUCCUGCCCUUAGUGGUUCACUGGGUAUCAGAAGGUAGUAGAGGUCAGGUUGAUGGUGACCGUCUGGGAGCGGCAUGGAGUGCGGCAUUCAGCAGACUGGUAUCAGCAUGGGGAUCUCUGGCCCCAUAUGUGGCAACUCUUGCUAACCAGAGCACCUCAAACUCAAGCUUGCCUCCAAGUGCCCAGGGUCGUGUUAUCUCUAUGCUCAGUGACCGACUAAACAAUCUGCAUGCAGCAUUAAAAGAAGCAGGAAAUACAUACCAGAAGAAAUCAGCAAGUGAGAAAGAUCAUCCUUCAACAUCAGGAGAAGCAAAGGCAGCAAAUGAUGAAAUAAUUAAUGUAUUGAAUACUCUCUCCUCUGUAACAAACAAGAUGUCUACUGUUUUUAAGGAACAAGUUGUACCAUCUUGGAGCAGAGGUGGUUCAACGCCAAGUACGCCAUCAUCACCUUAUGUAGGAAUGCCGUACAGCCUUAACAAAUCAAAAAAUAAUUCAAGUUCCAAUUUACAAGAGGAUGGACCCUCUACCUUGGAAGAUGGAACACUAGUCAGUCCUAGUGAUGGUACCAACCUUGGAGAUGCAGAAGCCUCUUUGAUGAAGCAGUUGGCACUUGCUUCAUCAAAGUUAAGUCAGUUAGAAGCUGAGAGAGAGCACUGGAGGCUGGAGCAUCAGUUGUUGCAGUGUAAACACCAAAAAGAAGCAAAGCGUGUGCGACAGUUAGAAAACCAACUUAGGGGUGAUGUUCCAGCCACAGAUGGGGAUGCAGACAGUACACACUCAAAAGAUCGAUCCUCAUCUCAUAUAUUAAGCACCUCAUUACUAGGUGAAGUGCAUGGAUCUGAUGGUGCUUCGGAUGAAAGAGAAAAAGACAUUCGUAACCAUUUCACAAGUCGGUGUUCACACCUCUACAUGCAACUCACAUCAGCUGCAAGCCAGGCUGCUUUGUACCAGAAUGAGUGUGAGUCUCUGAUGCGACGGUUGGUGGUAAGUGAGGAGAACAAAGCUGCAUCAGAACAAGAAGUAGACAAGCAGAGGGAAUGUGUUAAUCAGCUAAAGGAGACUCUGCAGACAACUUCACGAAAUUACGAGGAACAAAUAUCAACAAUGUCAGAGCAUUUAGCAGAUCUGAAUGAAAAGUUAACAAGUCAGACAGAAUAUAUUGAUCAAUUGAAAUAUGAAAUUAAGAAUAAGAAGGGCAAGAAGUAGGGGUAGACCAAUCCAGUCGUCAAGAAUUUUUUUUUUCUCUGUUCGUUUUGAAAGGAGGUAAUGAGGUAGUGAAAAGCCUUACUCUUUUUGUGAUGAUGGUGAUGUAUGGAUCAGAAUUUUGUAAUUGAUCAUCAUCUUGCCUUAAUUGACUUUUUUUUUCUGUGAGAGAGUACAUUUGAAAAGAAUCUUUUAGGGAAAGAGAAAGCAUGAUUAUUAGUGCUGUAGUACAAGUGCAAAUCACUGAGAUCAGGAAAAUGCAUUUUAUGUAAAAUUGAAAAGAAAUUUAUUUUGUUUAAAAGAUACAGCUCGAGAUUAAUGACUUUUGUUUCAUUUUUUAAAUGUAUGAAAACUUACAUAUAAUUUGUAAAUUUAUCAUAAGGAAAAAUUGUAUAGUAUAUAUUUAACUUAUGUAUAUAAUUAGCAAUAAUUAUCAAUCAUCCAUGUAUAUUCAUAAUCUUUAUGAAAUUUUGUGGUUUAAAAAAAGAAGCAAUAUUGAAACAGGCUUGGUACAAACACUGUUCAAGAGAAGAGCAAUUGAAACACUGUAGCUGCAGUGUUUUAAUCAUUUACAUUUACAUAUAUACUCAUAAACAUGUGCACUUAUAUGAGUUGGUGCUUAUCACUUCAGCAAUCACAACAGAAAGAACAGUUUAGUAUUGGCUCCCAUUGACACCCCAGAUCUUUUUUAUGGAUAAUUUUGGCUGUUGGAAGAUUCAAGAGUGGAAAAGGCUGUGCUUUAUUUUGUAAAGGUGUACAGAUUAAGAUAUAGAAAAUGUUUUAUGAAUUUGUAUAAAGAGAAAUUGGCUUUUAGUUAGAUGACACACUACUUAUAAUUUAAAAAGUAUAUUUUUUUUCUCUCCUCUCCAUUCUUAUAUGAAAACAUUCCAA